AUGUCCGACGAACCCAGCUACUCCGACCCUUCUCCAAUCUUUGAUAGCUUGGACAUUGACUUGGUCGUGAAAGUUCUGGCUCAUACGGCUUUCAGUCCAUUCUUUACUUUCUUCAUACCGAUAUUCUAUCUCUUUCUGGGCGCAAAGGUUACGGAUUCUGUGGUGGUCAUAUCUGGUGUAUACUAUGUGGCCAUUUCAUUCUUCUGGUUCUUUAAAUGGUACUCCAGACUUUACCGGAAUCAAGGCAACCUACUGUUUGGACCUGGUCGCUUCGACUGGGGUGAACAGAUUGUUGUUAUAACUGGUGGUUCGUCUGGAAUUGGAGAACUGCUUGCGAAUACGCUUGCCGUUCGGAACGUAAACGUCGUUGUUCUGGAUGUCAACCCGAUUCAGACCGAAAAUUAUAACAUAUCUUAUUAUAAGUGCGAUGUAUCUAAGUGGGAGGAGGUGGAAGCUGUAUCUAAGCAGAUUAUUGAAGAGAUCGGACAACCGACUGUCCUUGUAAACAACGCUGGGGUAGUGCAAGGAAAACUGAUUCUAGACUUGUCACCAGAGGACGUUAAACAGACAUUCAAUGUGAACACGCUCGCUCACUUCUGGACCCUCAAAGCCUUCUUACCCGGCAUGAUCGAGGCUAAAUCCGGGCACAUCUUCACGAUGUCUUCUGUCAUGGGGCUCGUUGGUUCAGCGCAAAUGACCGAUUACUGUGCGUCGAAAGCAGCCCUGGUGCUGCUGAACGAGUCUUUGCGAUAUGAGCUUGACAAAAGAUACAAGUGUCCCCAGAUUCGUACAACGCUUAUCACCCCCGGACACGUCCUCACUCCCCUCUUCUCCACCACCAAACUCCCCACUUGGCCCUUGUUCAAAUUCCUCGCGCCGUCCCUCCACCCGGUAACAGUAGUCAAAUCCAUCAUCGCCGCCAUGGACGAGCAGCACUCCCAAACUCUCAUGAUGCCAUUCUACACCCAAUUCGCACCAUUCAUGCCUAUCCUCCCAAGCUUCCUGAGGGAUUUGUUUCAAUGGAUGUCCGGUGCCGAUUACGCUAUGCAGAGUUUCGUUAAAGUGAGUGGCAGAAGACCUGAAGAAGGCCCCGUUGAUACUCAAUCUCCGCGAGAGUCACUCGCAAAGAAGGAGUUCUAG
Molecule: messenger RNA, 1140 nt
Organism: Pleurotus ostreatus (oyster mushroom)
Lineage: Eukaryota; Fungi; Basidiomycota; Agaricomycetes; Agaricales; Pleurotaceae
Exons: 10
Coding region: 1-1140 (379 amino acids)
Molecular function (GO): oxidoreductase activity, acting on the CH-OH group of donors, NAD or NADP as acceptor
Source: RefSeq, a predicted model, not a curated record